Molecule: messenger RNA, 813 nt
Organism: Coffea arabica (coffee)
Lineage: Eukaryota; Viridiplantae; Streptophyta; Magnoliopsida; Gentianales; Rubiaceae
Molecular function (GO): zinc ion binding; nucleic acid binding
Source: RefSeq, a predicted model, not a curated record
AUGGAGGACGAGCUAGCAAUGGCGUUGCGAAGGUUUGAGUUAUCAGAUAAGGAAGUGGGUGGGAUAGAUCUAAGUCAUGAUGAUGUAGAACAGAGCGUCCAAGAUUGCAGAGGAACUUUGGUAGGCCGCAUUAUGGGAGAAAAGAUAGCAAACUUCACUUGGGUAAAACAGUUCACUAACCAUGUCUGGGGUUAUCCCAGGAAUUUGCGAGUCACUGAGAUUGGCCCAAAUGUGUUUCAAUUUCAGUUUGAAAGAGAGGAAGAUAAGGAAAAAGUAAUGGCAGGAGCUCCGUGGAUCUUAGAUAAUCAGGUGCUAGUUAUAAGGGAGUGGUGUGUAGGAUUUGAAAAAAAAGUUGAGUGCUUUAGAUUUGUAAGUUUCUGGAUCCAAAUUUGGAAUCUUCCAGUACACUGGAUGAGCAAGGAGGCAAGUAAGAAAAUUGGGGGGAUGUUUAGGAAUGUGAGGGAGGUCAUUUUACCACCCGGGGAUGGAAAGAAAGAGAGGCAUAUGAAAAUAUUUGCAGAAGUAGAUUUGCACCAGCCAUUGGUCAGAGGAACAGCAGUGAGACUACAUGGAAAGAUGGAAUGGAUUGAAUUUCAGUACGAACGCUGCCCAGAUUUUUGUUAUAAGUGCGGUAUCAUAGGACAUGGAGAUAAAAAUUGUAGAAUGGAAAUAAGGGACAACCAAUCUUGUAGGGAAGCACAGUUUGGACUAUGGAUGAGAGCAGGGAAUAUAAUGGCAUCUCCACUUAGGGGCGAAUCUGGGAAACACAUGCAUUAUAAGAGACAAUCAAAAGUACUGAAUGAAGUUGGCUAA